UCGAAACGCCGUACGGGGAAGUGUCGUCGAUCCCCACAAACACAACUACUUUUUUCGAAGUUGUCUAUACAGUUUUGUUUCAAAGUUUCCAUAAGGAAGUUUUAUGUGUUCUGCAUUUUAUUCGGUCGAACUCGACGUCAAAGAGAUUGCACUCGGCGUGUGGUUUCUGCCGUUCAUACGUUGGUUGUGUUUUUUUUGUUAUUGUUAAGUUUUUUUGUUUGGUGCAUCGCGCCGGUCCGGAGACCGGCGAUCCCUUCGAGGCAUCAAGCCUGGACGCGCGGCUUACAGGCCCCAAAGGACAAAGCCUUUAGGGCGUGUAGUCGUGGUGGUCGGUGCGAGCGGUCCCCGCUCCAACCGUCAAGCUGGCAGCCAGCGCGUUGAGCAUGAACCCGCAUUACCACGGGUACGCGGAGCUCAGCUCGCCGCACCCGCCCUCGCCGGAGGCAGCCUUCGCCACCAACGGGCACGACUACCCACACAACAACAACAACCCAGCCCUCAAAGAAUGCGCAGGAUGCGGCGGCAAGAUCGUAGAGAGGUUCCUCCUCCAUGCACUAGACAGAUAUUGGCACCACGGAUGUUUAAAGUGUACCUGCUGCGGACAAGCCCUCGCGGACAUGGGACGCUCCUUCUACUUCAAAGGCGGGAUGAUAUUAUGCAAAAGCGAUUAUACAAGAAUGUUCGGUUCAGGGGGCGCAUGCGCGGCGUGCGGGCAGGCCAUCCCCGCCAGCGAGUUCGUGAUGAGGACGAGUGCACCGCAGCAGCCGCUUCACGUCUUCCACAUAAAGUGCUUCGCGUGCUCCAAAUGCGGCUCACACCUCAUGCAGGGCGAUAGGUAUUACAUGCUCGCCGGUUCCCUAGUCUGCGAGCAAGAUUGGCAGAAGCUGAUGAAGAGCGCGAACGCGGCGCCCGGAGCGACGGCGCCGGUGCGCAAGGGCAAGGUGGGCCGUCCGCGCCGCUCGCGCGAAUGAGCGCCACCUGUCCCAGCGCAGCACUCGCACAGGGACUACGAGGAGAUGAUGGCUUGUUCGUACUUAAGCGCUGCUGGGGUGAAGCCCGAGCCGGGUAACGCGGCUUAUUGGACUCCGCCAGUGUUGCCGAGCUGCCACGCGCCUCAGAUGGAAGGUCCGCCGCUGCCUUAUCCUCAGCCGUUCGCGCGGCCGCCGCUAGUUGCUCUGGGCCUGCCGCCAGCUCCGGCGCCCUCGUCCAGCCAGUACCACGAGCCGGCGCUCGAUCUGUCGACCACGUCGCCAUCUCUCAAGUCUCACCUCCCGCCCAGUGAGGAGGAAUCAGAGUGACAGUGUUGUGCUAGACGAUGAACUAAUGACGAAAGAAACUUAUUACUCUCGAGUUGUUUCGUCAGUAAUAAUUUUCCGUAGUCAGUGAACUGUUAAGUUAUACUUAGUACCUAAUACAUAUUUAAUUUCGGUUGUGAAAAUGGCAAUUUAUGUAAAAUUUAACUUGCUGUAUGUAAAUUUCCAAUUACUGGUACUUAACAGAUGUGUUUAACACAAGCGUGUUAUCUAAUGUAAAAUAUAAUGAAACUGCGAAGAUUAAAGUCUAUGGCAUAUCUUAUGUAGUAAUACGCGUACUAUAUAUUGUGUAUUUCAUUGCUCGAAUUUGAACAAUAUUUUUUAAAUCGGCGAUACGUAGUAUUUUAAAAUCAAAAAAUAAGUAUUAUAUUACAAUUUAUCACCUUUUUAUCUUCAGCUGCACAAUGUACAUGAAAUAUUUUAAAUACGGGCCGAAAUCAUAAAUAAAUCAAUCUUCUUGUGCCAAGGUUGCAAUGUUACCUUCAUCACACAUAAUGUUCUAAAAUGUUUACCAACUACAUUGAUUUUGGCUUUCCUCUUGUUGACACCACUCUCAUAUUUCCGUUUCAAUAUAUUCAUCUUCGCGAACCAGUACCAUUAUAAAACUAUAUUAAUUAAUAAAUUAAAUAAUCGCUGUUGGAUAAUUAUAUGGCUUUUGCCAGUUACGAUAUGUUUACAUAUUUGUUUGACAUGUAAAAUUUAAGUUUUUGCGCACGUGUCUCUGUGAUUUACAAUCGUGUAAAUAUAUCGAAUUUUGUUAUUUCAUUAUAUAAACUACGAUCCAGUUCAAUCGCUCGUUAACAUUCGUUCAUGUUGUAAAUAUUAGUGUAAACCUAGUAGCCGUAAGUAGACACAUCUUGUACCUAAAGUUUGGGCGCAAAACUUCGUAGCAAUAAUUUUGAUGCCAACGUCUUUAAACUUUAAAUUCGAGUUACUAACGGUCUCUGUAUAUAUUGAUCUACGUUUUACUAUCGAUUAACUCAUUCGAAUCGAUUUUAAAUGUAUACAGUCGUAUGUAAGUUUAAUUAAACGCUAACAUUCCCUUCUAUGUGUCUCUUUACGUAGAUAAGUCAAUGCAUCGCUAAAUAUACCAUAACUUAUUGUUUUAUAGAAUAUUGUAAAUGUGUCCGAAUAAAUGUAUUAUAACCGCCGUGACUAAACGUGACUUUUGUCUUUUUAAUAUUGUUUUCAUAAUUCGUGGCUAUAAAAUAUAAUGAAUGGUUGUCUAUAGGUGUAAUUUGGGAUGAGAAAACAUACAACAUAAUGUUAGCGUUUAGUGAGUCUUGCCAUCUAAAAAUAAUGUUUAAUUUACUGGAAACUGCACAGGCUUGAGGCUGACGGCUGUUCGUGAAUUCUUACCAACUUUUAAACGCUAGUUUGACCUAAAGUCUGUGCCGGUUUUUUAGAUGAAAUGACAGUUGUGGUGUUACCAUUACGUAAAGAAAGAACACACAUAGACUAAGGACGCCGGUGAGAGAAGGAGAAAAUAAAAUUUUGUAAAUUAAA
Messenger RNA from Manduca sexta (tobacco hornworm), 2819 nucleotides. Its product is annotated as LIM domain transcription factor LMO4. NCBI's taxonomy places the organism in Eukaryota, Metazoa, Arthropoda, Insecta, Lepidoptera, Sphingidae. The transcript has 5 exons. The record is from RefSeq and is a predicted model, not a curated record. Bases 384 to 971 code for a protein of 195 amino acids.